Corythoichthys intestinalis (scribbled pipefish) is the source of this 3332-nucleotide messenger RNA. It is a transcript of the gene abcb7, whose product is annotated as ATP-binding cassette, sub-family B (MDR/TAP), member 7. The record is from RefSeq and is a predicted model, not a curated record. The transcript is spliced from 16 exons. Gene Ontology annotation, cellular component: mitochondrial inner membrane. NCBI's taxonomy places the organism in Eukaryota, Metazoa, Chordata, Actinopteri, Syngnathiformes, Syngnathidae. The coding region runs from base 38 to 2278 and encodes 746 amino acids. Gene Ontology annotation, molecular function: ATP hydrolysis activity; ATP binding; ABC-type transporter activity. Gene Ontology annotation, biological process: intracellular iron ion homeostasis; transmembrane transport.
UAUACAUACGCCGCGCGCCUUCCCUCACAUUUACAACAUGGCGCCACUGUUGGUGUCGCUGAAAUGCGGCUUACAUGUUCACAGGAGAAAACUGGCAAUUGUUCUUCAAAAGACGAGCUCGUAUCACGUUUGGAGUAAAAGUCAGGGUGAAAAUGGGGCUAAGCACACGCGCCAAAGUUCUUAUCUGCUGUGUAGCCUGCCAUACUCACGGACAAGCACAUGGAAUACUAAGACAAUCGAAAGCAGUCGGCACAUUUUGGAGGCAGCAAAAAAUUUGCAGGUGACAGACAAACGAACGUGUUGGCACGGGAAUGCGGGAGGAAAUCUUUCUGCAGACCCCAAAAAUGUGCUUAAAGAAGUGAACACGGCUUCGAUCCUGUCUGCCAUGAUUGCUUACGUGUGGCCAAAGGACAGACCUGACCUACGUGCCCGUGUUGCCAUCUCUCUAGGCCUGUUAGCUGCAGCCAAGAUCACCAAUGUGACAGUGCCCUUCAUGUUUAAGUAUGCAGUGGACGAGCUUAACCAGAUGUCGGGACACAUGCUGAACCUGAACGAUGCGGCAAGCACUGUGGCUACCAUGGCAACGGCCAUGCUGAUUGGCUAUGGUUUGUCAAGGGCCUGUGCAGCUUUCUUCAACGAGAUGCGGAACAUGGUGUUCGGCAAGGUGGCCCAGAGCUCUAUCCGUCGUAUCGCCAAGAACGUCUUUCUCCACUUGCACAAUCUGGAUCUGGGCUUCCAUCUUAGCCGCCAGACGGGAGCACUAUCCAAGGCCAUCGACCGUGGCACCCGAGGCAUCUCAUUUGUCCUCAGUGCCCUCAUCUUCAAUCUGGGCCCCACGUUCUUUGAGAUGGGACUUGUUAGUGCUAUUCUGUUCUACAGGUUUGGCGGAGAAUUUACAGCCAUGGCCUUGGGUACAUUGGGUACAUACACAGCUUUCACCAUUCUCAUGACACAGUGGAGGACUCGUUUCCGCAUAGAAAUGAACAAAGCAGACAACGAAGCAGGCAAUGCAGCUAUUGACUCUCUCCUUAAUUACGAGACUGUUAAGUACUUCAACAACGAGAACUAUGAAGCCGAAAGGUAUGAUGGAUUUCUGAAAAGCUACGAGUCAUCCUCAUUAAAAACCACGUCCACACUUGCAAUGCUCAACUUUGGCCAGAGCGCCAUCUUUAGUGUCGGUCUCACCGGAAUCAUGGUGCUGGCUAGCAAGGGCAUUGCAGCAGGUACAAUGACGGUGGGUGACCUGGUGAUGGUGAAUGGCCUGCUCUUCCAGCUCUCUCUUCCUCUCAACUUUCUGGGCACAGUGUACAGAGAGACCCGGCAGGCCCUUAUAGACAUGAACACGCUUUUCACGCUGCUCAGUAUUGACACCAAGAUCAAGGAGAAGGAUCUGGCCCCACCUUUAAGCGUCACACCACUGGAGUCCACCAUUCGCUUUGAAGAUGUAUAUUUUGAGUACCUUGAAGGUCAGAAAGUCCUCAAUGGGGUGACUUUUGAGGUGCCUGCUGGGAAGAAGGUGGCUAUAGUCGGUGGCAGUGGCUCUGGGAAGAGCACAAUUGUGCGGCUGCUGUUCCGCUUCUAUGAGCCCCAGCGGGGAAACAUCUACAUUGGUGGGCAGAACAUCAGAGACGUCAGCCUUGAGAGCUUGAGGAAGGCUUUGGGGGUCGUACCACAGGAUGCCGUUCUGUUCCACAAUACCAUCUUCUACAACUUGCAGUAUGGGAACAUCAACGCGACACCGGAAGAUGUUUACCGUGUAGCUCGUCUUGCAGGCAUCCAUGACGCCAUCCUCAGGAUGCCACAUGGUUAUGACACUCAAGUCGGAGAGCGAGGACUCAAGCUGUCAGGCGGGGAAAAGCAGCGUGUCGCCAUUGCCCGUGCAAUACUGAAGAAUACACCCAUUCUCCUGUAUGAUGAGGCCACAUCAUCUCUGGACUCCAUCACAGAAGAGAACAUCUUGAGUGCAAUGAAGGAGAUGGUGAAAGACAGGACGUCAGUGUUCAUCGCUCACAGGCUUUCCACUGUUGUAGACGCCGAUGAGAUCAUUGUGCUUAGUGAGGGUAAAGUGAAAGAACGCGGCAACCACGAAACGCUCCUCAGCACGGCGGGCAGCUUGUACGCCGACCUGUGGAACACCCAGAACAGCAAAAUCCUGAGCGGCAACAAGAUGCCCAGUACGCCGCCGCCCGAGCGCCUUUCCCAGAAGGAGGAGGAGAGGAAGAAACUGCAGGAGGAGAUCCUCAACAGUGUGAAAGGCUGUGGGAACUGCUCCUGCUGAGGAAAGCUGUCAUCUCCAAGUCGCAUCACCGUCCCAACACAGAUGGCCCAGGCUGGGGUCCCCAGUCUGCGUGGUAUUUGAGAAGGAGAAAGUGGGGGGAUGCGGCCCCAGUAUGCAUCCAUGCCAAGCCUUGUAGUGCGGCCAUGCUUCCUUUUCCUCCCGCUUCUUCUUCUCAUCUGAAUAGAAGCUCUCACUGGCCAAGUUGAGGAGCUGUACAGACACUGGAUUGCGUCCAGAGCUAUAUGUCACUUUCCUCAGAUUGUAGCCAAGAAGAAGAGACCUUGUGUAUCACAUACGUGCAUGCUAGACAUCUGCUCAACAACAUGGUCACAUCCACUUCCUUAUCUCUGUUUUCAAUCUAUGGGUUAUUGACGUCCUUCGUCUCACAGAAAACAGCACAUGUAUUGAUGUGCAUAUGAUUUCAUACUGGCACACUUGGGAUGGCUUGAUUUCAGAGAUUAUUUUUUAGAUUAAUUUAACUCGAUUAUUUUAUAACAAGGGUGUCUGAAUAUAUAUUUAUACGUGUUGAAAAUUCAGACCUGUCUCUUCAAAUGUGGUUUUGUAUUUAUGCAGUUAUUUCUCAAAUGUCACAGACUCGAGUGAAAUUUCAAAUAAUUCCAAUUGUCCCUAUUAAUGCAUCAACUACAGGUGAAUGCAUACAAAACUAUCUCCCGAGCGAAUUAACAGAAUGUCACAGAUGCAUCGGUGUAAAAAUAACACUGCAGGAACGACGAGGAGCGUCUAAUGAAUGAUGAAUGGUUUUCACCACAGUGUGAGCCAACGUUACGAGACCUCCUCUGGGAACAUUUUGCAGUAAUGUCGCCAUGCCUUGAUGCAGCUAUUUUGACGAGAGCCUUCUUUGUCAUUUUAACUGCAGCUAAUUAGGCGAAUUGAUCAGAAAGCAUUGAAAGUUUUGCGUCAAUAUUAUUAUUUAAAUAACUGACAUGUAUGUCCUCAUUUUCCGAGGGCUGUUUUGUUUGUGAUACGCACAUUUUGCUCGAAUCCCUGAUGGUAUUGUUUCUAUUAAUAAAAUGAAAAGAUUUUCUUCUAUCAA